AUCGCAAAGUCAAUUCGUGUAGAUGCCAGGCAACUUCAAGGGGUUGACCUGGGUAGGUUUUUAUUGGUUUAUGUUUCUUAUCAGAGAAGAAACAUCUGAUAGGCCUCUUAUGGGAAACUACAGUUCAGCAUCAAAAGAGGAUAGUGUUGACCGCGAUGAAGCGGCUCCUUAUCGGAAACUACAGGAUUAUUUGAAUCAUGUUGCAGCUAAAGCCAAGUCUCAUGACAAAUACAGCAUUAGUUUUGCCUCGUCGAAAGAUAAGGGUAAAAUACAAAUAUUGGCUCAUGGUUUGAACAAGUUUUCUUUAAAUGGUCUAAAAAGGGCCACAGGAAAUUUCAAGUAUAACGUGAGGUCGAGGCUAGGUGGAGGAGAAUUUGGGGAGGUUUUUGAAGGAGAAUUUGGGACAAAGCAGUACGCAUCUUCCUGGUUUGCUUUUGAUGGUAUAUCAAGGAUUGCCAUCAAGAGGUUUCGUCACUACAAGAUUCAGCAUCGCCUGAAAGAGAAUGACGUUAUAGAGUUUGUUGAUUUGACAUUCUUAAGCAAAUUUAAUCAUCCGAACCUUGUUAAGGUUCUAGGCUACUGCUUUGAAGACGAAACACUGUUCCUUAUCUAUGAAUUCAUGGAGAAUGGAAGCUUAGAUUCUCACCUGUUCACAACAGGCAAGAUACCACUUCCAUGGAAGACAAGAGUUAAAAUAGCACUAGGAAUAGCGGAAGGCCUUUUGUUCUUGCACACUACAGAAAAUAAGGUUGAUGAUUUCUCCAUUAAGAUACACCAGAUAUUGCUGGACAAGAACUUCAACGCAAAGAUUUCUGAUUUUGAAUCUGCAAAAAUAGUAUAUGGAGGUUCAUUCAAGGAGAUUGAACACUGGAAUAACUCUGAAUACGAGGGCAUCAUCCAUUCUUUUGGAGUAUUAUUGAUUCAAAUAAUAACUGGUGAACGUAUUAGUAACAUUGAUAUUGCGAAUCUACGACAAAAUAUGUGGAAUCCGAAUGGAGAAAUUAGGAAAGGGAGUUUGAGGAGAGUACUGGAUCCGCGCCUGCCCAACAAAGAUGAUACUACAAUUAUGGAGGCAAUGAAGUUAGCACUCGACUGUGUUUCUAUUCCUUAUUUUCCUCUGAAGAAAGCAGCGGAUGUGUUGACACAAAUUUAUACUCAUAUCAUAAAAAGUGAUGUGUAUAAGUAGCCAAGUGAGCCAUCCUCAGAAUUUUGUGUUUAGCAGGGUAGGGUUUGCUAUUCAGAAGGGGGUAGCGGCACAGCUUGUUGCUCGUCUACCUGUCAUUAGUCAGAAUUAUUGGAUCCAAAGAAAUCUUAGUUUAGUUAAAUGGUGAUGAAUGAUUGUGUGUGAAGUACUGAAGUUCCCAAAUAUGAGAAACUGUUUGGAUGCAGAAAACAAUUGUGUGUGCAGAAAGAUUUUAUAUAUUGUGAAAAUAAGCUUAGAGCAAAUA
Messenger RNA from Helianthus annuus (common sunflower), 1448 nucleotides. Its product is annotated as probable serine/threonine-protein kinase PBL11. Gene Ontology annotation, molecular function: ATP binding; protein kinase activity. The record is from RefSeq and is a predicted model, not a curated record. NCBI's taxonomy places the organism in Eukaryota, Viridiplantae, Streptophyta, Magnoliopsida, Asterales, Asteraceae. Bases 23 to 1186 code for a protein of 387 amino acids. The transcript has 6 exons. Gene Ontology annotation, biological process: protein phosphorylation.